Messenger RNA from Aplosporella prunicola CBS 121167, 2052 nucleotides. RefSeq lists its product as uncharacterized. Lineage: Eukaryota; Fungi; Ascomycota; Dothideomycetes; Botryosphaeriales; Aplosporellaceae. The record is from RefSeq and is a predicted model, not a curated record. Bases 385 to 2052 code for a protein of 555 amino acids. The transcript has 4 exons.
GUGCUCCGUCGCCUUUAAGAAGUUACUCUCAGGGACAUUUGCUGCGCCCCUUCUUUGAUUGUUGGUGGCAAUGAGAUACCGAUAAAUUGAUAUGCUGCCCUUUUCCUUGUUUUUAUUUUUAUUUUUAUUUUUAUUUUCUACCGUGCUUGCGUUGAUAUUUGAUCUCACUUCUCUUCCUCAACCUCUUGACCUAUCGUUUAUAUCUCCAUUUGUCAAAAUGAAUCAAUCGAGUCUUACCGCCACUGCAGAUGCCAGAGGGCUUAGUGUCAGCCCUUCUCCUUCCCAUGAUUCAGUCAACUCUCAUCCACCCUUCUUCCGCCUGAUCUAUGGCUCGCGACUGCUCCAUUUGCGGGGUAUCCGUCCUCUGACCCGUCCCUUGAAGGCAUGAUUACCUCGUUGGAAUACGACCUCAGCCGCGCUCAAACGCCUCAGCAGUCGUCUCGUUGCACUUCUAUUGCUGUAGAACCACCUCAUACGCCAUCUAGAAUUCCCGAAUCUCGUCAGCUAAUCCAGCAUGAUAUCGACAUUCCCUGCGAAAGCAAGGAAACCGAAGACGAUUCGAUAAUCUUCACGGACAAAUUUGACGCUCUCAACAUUGGUGAGAUCCUCCCGCGAAAACACGAAAACACCAAUGUUGGCACUGCUAUGCAUGAGAGCCGUCAUAACGGUCUCGGGUCUUCUUCGAAGACGGCACUGUCGCCAGCCGCAGAAGAGAAAGACAGCGGAACCAUGAUGGUAUUUGAUCACGAAAUGAACGAGCAUAAGCCUCGAACCCGCAAAAGAUACGGAGAACGUGAACGGAAGCAAACCGCAACGACAAGAAAACACGGGGCAUGUGAAUAUUGUCGCAAACACAAGCGCAGAGUAUUUGUCCAUGUCCAUUUGCUCCCACGCAACCGAGAGUGGCAUCACAAUAGUCCGCAACACGAGAUCGACAAGGAUGUUACAGUCAAAACAUGGCUGACACUUUCCAGGCGGAAGAUGAAUACACUGAGCCGGGGGUCUAUCCUACUUGAUCUUAAGGCCACGUCCUAUAAUUCAAAUCCAAUGCCACCAAAAGACGAGGGUCAACUGCCUAAUGUCAGAGCGUUAACUUUCGACCAAUCAUCCGCGUCUUCGCUGUCCUAUUCUGAGGAAUCGUCAUUUACCGACGUUGGUCCUAGCCACGAUGACCGUUAUGAGAAUUAUCCAGUUUCUCUCAUUCCGGGCUCUACGACUAUCCGUGGUACUCGCAUCGGGCGUGGUUCUCAACUUCCAAAGUCAAACCACAUGGCUUCAACCGUACCUUUGCCGCCAUCGGAUGUUUCUCUUUUUCCAUUCCCCAUGCCACAUCACACAGAUGCACAAGCCGAAGAGAGGAUACCCAAGAACUCUACGCCACUUAUGACAGGGCUGCCCGCACCAAAUGGACAAGUUGUGCUCAAACCAGAGAGUUGUCCUCCGACUCCGUAUUCUGAACAUGACAAUAUGCACAUGCGCUCUCGCUAUGGAGCGUCACAUGCCCCUUCUAUCGUAAAUGGUCGGCCAUUUGGUUUCUCUAGUUCCCAAAAUGACACUUACGUCACCCUUACACUCCCGAGGGCGAAGGACAACAUGCCUUGGCAGACAGCCCAGCACCCUUUGGAAGCUUUCAAUCAGCCCAUGGGUUCAACUCAAGCGCACCAGUCGCGACAGUCCCUGGCCUCAGAUUCUCGAACUCAGAAUCGCUUUAAUGCGUGCUUUGUUAACGACAACGCCACUCCUUCUGGCCAUGAGCCCAAGGAUUUCAUCGAAUAUGCCAAAGCGCGGCUCGCCGCGCAAGGAGUUCGACAAGGUCGAGCUGACUCUAUGAAAACCCUACCGGUCAAGAACCCACCGGUGUUUUCUGUACUCGCUCAGUCACGCCAAAGCCGCGCUAGGGGAGCAGCUUACCAUCCUUUGGGCGGAAAUGGCACAGCCGGCUUUUCAAAAAUCAGCUGGGACAUUUCACACGGUGGCAAUGAUGAUUCCGCCUAUGAACCAAGCCCGAUUCAGUAUACCCGCGAUUGGACAGAGUUUGAUCAUUGGGCCUAG